AUAUUUAGUAAACAUAUAUAAAUAUACUAAAUUACUUAGAAUAUCUGUCAAUUAAAUUAAAGUGUUAAUAUUUGUAACAUACAAGUAUAAUUAGUUAAUUCUUCAUUAGCGGAGAAAAUUUUUAAUACAAAAUGAUUUUGCUGAAUCAAUCAAUUUUUGUAGUUAAUUUUUGUUUAGCUUUUCAAGUCGUAGCAGUUUUAAAUGCGCCAGCCUUAUUUCGUGAAGUUUAUGAUGAAAAAUGUGAAGUUUGUAACAAAUCAAAGCCGGUAGUAUUUUUAGACCCUUGUUUACACCGAUUGUGUGCAACAUGUGCUUACGAUGCUGAUUUUAAAAAUAAGUCUAAAUGUCUGGUUCCAUCAUGCAAAAGAAACAUAGAAUAUUACCACAUUAUUAAUGAUAACGGUUUAUGUUAUAUUUGCAAAGAAGAAGCAUCAACAAUAACAAUAAUUCCCUGUUAUCAUAAAGUGGGUAAUGCUUGUGCCUAUGAACAAAAACUUUCACAAACGGCGAGAUGUCCACAAUGUCAAAGUGUAGUCACAUGUUUUAAAGGAAGUGAACCAAUAAAAAAUUUUUGCCAAAACUGCUACGACGAAAUUGGGAUAAAAAUCAUGAAGCAUUGUUACCAUUACAUUGGAAAAAAUUGUUUAAAUGAAAUCAAAGAUUCUACGAAGUGUCCAGUAAAAAAUUGUGAACAAAUUCAAGAUGAUAUUUCGGAAAACGCUUUGCGAUAUCCACAGUUACUGUGGAGUGUCAGCCGAGCAUACAGAACUGCUGUACGAUCUGCGCACACUCAACUUCAUCAUCAUUAUCAUCAUAUUCGUGUACGAAAUUCAUCUUCAUAUUACCUUUACAGUGAACAAGAAUGCUGUAUUUGUUCCUUAGAAAAAUCAUUAAAGGUAACAUUAAUUCCUUGCAAUCAUAAAAUAUGCAAUGAUUGUGCUAACGAGCUAAUAAUACAGAAGAUUUCUGAAUGUCCAUUAUGCAGAGAACAAAUAGUAUAUUUUAAUAAGAUAGAGUUAAUAGAAAGAUGUCCAUGCAGAGAAGAACUUAGACAUGUAGUCUUGGAACCUUGUCUUCACAAGAUAGGUGUAGAUUGUGCUGAUUUUAUUAGUAAUAAAAUGUAUUAUCAACCCAAGUGCCCAAUAUGCAGCAAAAACAUUGAAGUCUUUCGUACUGAUGGCGUGACAGUUUUAAAUGUGGCAUCCUUAUUUCGUGAAGUUGGCGAUGAAAAAUGUGAAGUUUGUAACAAAACGAAACCGCUGGUAUUUUUAGUCACUUGUUUACACCGAUUGUGUGCCACGUGUGCUUACGAUGUUUGGUUUAAAAAUGAAGGUAAUUGUCUGGUUCAAUCAUGUGGAAAACUUGUUUAUAAUUUCGAACAUAUCAAUGAUAACGGGUUAUGUUAUACUUGUAAAGAAGAAGCAUCAUCAGUAGUAUUAUUUCCUUGUUUUCAUAAAAUUGGCAAUUCUUGUGCUUAUAAACAAGAUGAACAACAAUUAUUGUUAAAAUUUCGACAACAAACAUACAUUUUACCAUGGAAAUGUCCACAAUGUUAUACUAUUGUAGAAGGAACUAUAAAAAGAAAUUCAAUAAAACAUUUUUGCAAUAGCUGCACUGUCGAAAUUGCUGUAAAAAUCAUGAAGCAUUGUAAGCAUUAUAUUUGUCAGAUUUGCAUAAAUAAAAAUAAAAAUUUUAAUAAGUGUCCAGUAGAAUAUUGUGAACAAAUUCAAGAUGAUUCUUCAGAAAAUGAUGAUGAAGAAGUAUGCUUUAUAUGUCAGUUCGAAAAACCAUUGACUGUAAUAUUAAAUCCUUGUGGUCAUAAAAUGUGCAAUGAUUGUGCUAAUGAGCUAUUAGCUCGGCAUAUGAUUCAAUGUCCAUUAUGCAAAAAAGAAAUAGUUUUUUAUAAAAAUAUAAAGUCAAUAGAAAAAUGUGCAUGCAAAAAUGAACUGAGACAUGUAGUCUUAAAACCUUGUCUUCACAGUAUAGGUAUAAACUGUGCUAAACAUAUAAGUGAUAACAAUUAUCAACCCAUGUGCCCAAUAUGCAGCAAAAAAGUUGAACUCUUCCAUACUGAUGAUCCACGCAUAAAUAAUUUAUUAAAUCCGUCAAGUAUAAAACACAUAAUAAAUGUAACGUAUCAAAAUUUGCUUUCACAAAAAAAAUAAGAAAUUAUGAUAUUUACUAAAAUGAAAAAUAUGGUGUAAUAAGAAGAAAACUUUACAUUAUUUUGUUGUACUACUAUACAUACCAUAUUUAUAGAAUAUCAAAUAAUUUUAUGUAAUUGUCAACACAUGUAAUAAUUAUCACGUUUAUAAAAGAUGCUUGCUAAAUCAAGAUCGGUAGGUAUUUUCUAUUAUUAAUAUUUUAUUAAGCGUGUUAUAGUCUCAGACUUUUAUUAUUUUCUUCAUUAAAGAAAAUGUAAAAAUUAUAAUUUCCUAUAUGGACUUUUAAAGAAUUAUUCAGUUAACAUUUUUUCUUUGUUCAU
Messenger RNA from Daktulosphaira vitifoliae (grape phylloxera), 2485 nucleotides. RefSeq lists its product as uncharacterized. NCBI's taxonomy places the organism in Eukaryota, Metazoa, Arthropoda, Insecta, Hemiptera, Phylloxeridae. Bases 132 to 2165 code for a protein of 677 amino acids. The record is from RefSeq and is a predicted model, not a curated record. The transcript is spliced from 16 exons.